AUGGAGAUUUCUUCUCACCAGUUUCACCUCUUGCAGCAACUAAAUGAGCAGCGCAGGCAAGACUUGUUCUGUGACUGCAAUAUCCUGGUCGAGGGAAAGGUCUUUAAAGCACAUCGCAAUGUGCUGUUUGCCAGCAGCGGCUAUUUCAAAAUGCUCCUUUCGCAGAGCUCGAAGGAGACGAGUCAGCCGACGACAGCUACUUUCCAGGCAUUUUCUCCUGACACAUUUACAGUCAUUCUAGAUUUUGUGUAUUCGGGCAAACUGUCUCUCACUGGUCAGAAUGUCAUCGAAGUCAUGUCGGCUGCUAGCUAUCUGCAGAUGACCGAUGUUAUCAGCGUGUGUAAAACGUUCAUUAAGUCAUCGCUGGACAUCAGUGAGAAGGAGAAGGAUCGCUACUUCAGUCUGUCAGACAAAGAUGUAAAUUCAAAUGGCGUGGACCGAUCCUGCUUGUACAGCGCUGGCUGGAGGGCGGAAAGCAGCCCCCCGCAUUCGCACUUAAGUCCAGAUCAAGGGACGUGUAUGAUGGGUGGAAACGCUUGGAGCAAUUUCAGCUACUAUCCGACUUCUCAAAGAAAUGCCCAGCAACAGCUGUCCAAACACGAGCAAAGGCAGGAUUCCAUAAAGAAAUCCCGGCACCUGGGACUGCAGCAACCUUCUGACAUUCCUCACUAUAAAUCGAGCAAACUGGAGGACAGGGCUGCCGAGCCCGCUGGCCAUAUUGCUCAGUCCGAGGAGCAAGUUCCGAUUGAAACAGAAGUUGAAUCCCCUCACGUGGGAUACCAGUACGGCCAAGGGUCUGACGUGAUUCCGAGGAGCUUGGCUGUGUCGCAGCAGGAGCAUGAAUCACCCCGUUCUUCUAGUAAAUCCAAGUCUUCAAAAGCAGACGAGCAGUACGCGAGCAUGCCCUCAAUUCUGGGAGUCAUGGGAAGCUGGGCUGAAGAUGAUCUGCCCAGGAUGAGGUUCAAGUGCCCAUUCUGCACUCAUGUGGUGAAAAGAAAAGCAGACCUAAAGCGUCACCUUCGCUGUCAUACAGGAGAGCGCCCUUACCCUUGUGAGGCAUGUGGGAAAAGAUUUAGCAGGCUAGAUCACCUAAGUAGCCAUUUUCGAACAAUUCAUCAGGCUUGUAAGCCUAUCUGCAGAAAGUGUAAACGCCACGUGACUGAGCUAACAGGACAGGUGGUCCAAGAGGGGACAAGACGUUACAGACUCUGUAAUGAGUGUUUGGCUGAAGCUGGCAUAGACAGCAUUCGCAUUGACUUGGAGGCUGAAGCGCCCCUUGAAUUUCCACAAGAUGGGGAUAAGGAUUCCAGGUGGCACUAUGGGGAAGACAACAGAUCUGAUGUGGAGAUCGUGGAGGACGGGUCAACCGACUUGGUCAUUCAGCAAGUUGAUGACAGUGAGGAUGAAGCAGACGAAAAGGAAGUAAAACCAAAUAUUAGGUAGUUGCACGACAAGAAUUAGGAAUUCCAUGUUAAGAGGGAGAAUGUACUGUCUCGACCAUAAGCCCUCCGCCAGCCUGUUGUUACCGUACAGAGACAUACUGGUUUCUUUUGAACAGGUCCAGACUUGCAUGUAUUUAUGGACGUGCCAUUGAGUCCAUUCUGAGUUUUGUUAUCAGAAUACCCAUACUUUUGCUUCAUUAGAAAGAAUCCAUCCUUAAAUGAAAUAAUGGAUGAACAAGGAAACUGAAGUACUACAUGGAUAACUUUUUAUAGUAGACAAUGGGUCACUUCUCAAAACUUCUUUCAGGGGAGUGAGGUCUAAAUACUUAAAAAAAAAAAAAAGUCACACAGCACUGUAAACUGCCCACUUUUUAAAUUUGUAGACAUGUGGGGUUUAUACGUAAUAUCAUCUGGCGAUAAACAAAGUAUAAAUACCACACACACCAGAAUAUAAAGAAAACCUCUCUUCAGUAUUCAGAAAUGAAGAUAAUCUUCCACAAAAUUUCAUGAAGUCUUCAUAUUAUGAUAAGGAAAAAAAAAAGGUAGCUAAUUAAGAAAAAGCAUAUAACAAUGUUUUAGCACAUUCGUCUGGAAAAGCACUUUCUUGUAAAAAUUAUUAGAAUAAGAAUCUUUAGCAGAUCAUUCAUUCAAGACCUAUUUCUUUACAAGAAAAUAAACACACGAAUGCUAGUCCUAGUCAACACAUCAGAGAUAAAAUGAUUACAAAUAUGGAUCAUUAAUUGAUGCCAGUAGAUGUUUGAUUCAUUCUGAAAACUGGGACCUCAGACUGGGGUAUGUUUUAAUAAGCAUAAGCACGAGUAAAAUACUCUUUUUUUUUUUUUUAAACCUCUCAAAAGUGCCAGCCUGAUGUGACUGGUAGCCCUGCAUCCACAGCAUUGCCAAUGGCAGUGUCAGCUUCUCCAUGCCAACGUGAAGGAAACGGUCCUUACCAAGGUUACUUUAGCUGUUGGUUUCUCUCUUUGUCCCCCGUUUUAUUUGCCAGUAACAGUGGCAGAACAAUUUGUACAGUAUAUAUACUACAUCAUUAGAAAUGGAACUGAUGAGAUUUUCCAUCUGAAACCAUUGACUACUCUUGUUUGUAUUGACCUAUACACAAUUUAAACUGAGUUUUAAGAUGGAGUCAUUAUCAAUUUAUAUAUUCCCAAAGUCAUUCGGUCACCAAGAGAACAUACUUUAACCUUUUUCAGUCUCUACUAUAUGCCCACGAGAACAAGAUGUACUGGAAGUUCUAGACAUCAUAUUUGUGUAAUUUUACCUACAAUUAGCCUACAAGAGAUGAGAUGACUAAUGGUGAAGAAAGUUUACUUCUCUAACAAAAUAAGCCACUUUGUUUUGUUGCUUAGUGAGUUUAUCUUAACCAGCGCUGUAAACAGGAGAGGAGCAGAAGUACGCUCCUGGGGUGCUUUUACUCUGCGUUUUCUUGGACAGACCCCAGUAUUAAUACAGUCUUUAUCCUGUGACCAUGGAACUCGAUGGGUAUAGGCUUAGCAAACUUCAUUUUUUUUUUUUCUUUUUUACAACUUUGUAAGCAUGUUUGGCUGAAACCCGGGAUUAAUU
This is a messenger RNA of Aptenodytes forsteri (emperor penguin), 3020 nucleotides long. RefSeq names its product zinc finger and BTB domain containing 8A (gene ZBTB8A). The transcript has 3 exons. NCBI's taxonomy places the organism in Eukaryota, Metazoa, Chordata, Aves, Sphenisciformes, Spheniscidae. The record is from RefSeq and is a predicted model, not a curated record. Gene Ontology annotation, molecular function: protein binding; DNA-binding transcription factor activity, RNA polymerase II-specific; RNA polymerase II cis-regulatory region sequence-specific DNA binding. Gene Ontology annotation, biological process: regulation of transcription by RNA polymerase II. The coding region runs from base 1 to 1443 and encodes 480 amino acids.